This is a messenger RNA of Alternaria atra, 1839 nucleotides long. RefSeq lists its product as uncharacterized. Gene Ontology annotation, cellular component: spliceosomal complex. The record is from RefSeq and is a predicted model, not a curated record. The transcript has a single exon. The coding region runs from base 1 to 1839 and encodes 612 amino acids. Lineage: Eukaryota; Fungi; Ascomycota; Dothideomycetes; Pleosporales; Pleosporaceae.
AUGACGAGCAUUGACGACCUCUUCAAAAGCGCAAAUGGCUCGACAAAGCGCAAGUUCGAGAACCCAAACGAAGCCGACCCGACGCAAUCCUAUAAAUCCGCAAAACUCAAUGCAAACAACGACAUCAAGGGUCCAGCGCAAGCCUCGGUAGCCGACGAAGACGACGACGAGGCUGGUCCCUCAUUACCACCCGACUUCGAAGACGGACCCGGCGACGAUGAAGAAGGACGGUUCUUUGGCGAUGGCCUGGAUGAGAAUGCGCGGGACGCUAUGGAGUACAUUGACGCACAAGACGGCGACGAAGCGAUAGGAGAAGAGAGAUACGACGUACCGUGGGUACGUAAGUUGGCGCUCAACUUUGAAAAGAAGGUCAACAAGAACGCAUCGCUGCGCGCAAAGUACGAGAACGACCCGACAAAAUUUAUGGAGUCGGAAGGCGAUCUGGAUGAAGGCAUCAAGGCGCUCAGCAUACUGUCAGAGCAUCCGGAGCUAUACGACGAGUUUGCGAAAAGCACAGCAGCAUCCAAAUUAGUGGAUCUAUUGGCGCAUGAGAACACCGACAUUGCAAUCGCAGCGAUUGAGAUGAUAUCCGAACUCACAGACGAGGACGUUGGAGGAGAGCAAGAACAAUGGGACGCGCUUGUCACCGCGUUCAUGGACGCCGAUCUGCUCAGUCUACUCAUAUCCAACUUCUCCCGCUUUGAUGAAAGCGACGAGGCCGACGCAUCGGGCGUCUACAACUCGCUCAGCGUCAUCGAGAACCUACUGUCACAACCCACAUACACCGACAUAAUAGGGCGGGAAACGGCGCUACUAAAAUGGCUAUUAGACCGAAUACAAAAGUCCGAGAAACCGACAACGCAGAACAAACAAUACGUAUCCGAGAUCCUCUCCAUCCUUACACAGUCUUCGCGGCCAAACCGAAACCACGUAGCCGACGCAAACGGUGUCGAAACCUUCCUCACAAAUCUUGCGCCGUACCGAAGAGACGAUCCCGAAAAGGACAGCAAUGAGGAGGAGUAUAUGGAGAACCUGUUUAAUUGCCUAUCCUCCGUAACAGAAGAACCUCUCGGAAAAGCCAAAUUCCUAGAAGCAGAAGGUGUGGAACUCUGUCUCUUGUUCGUCCGAGACGGUAAAACAAGCAAGAGCCGUGCCCUGAAAGUAUUAGACCACGCUUGUGGCUACGCAGAAGAAAGCGCAUCACCACAAACCAACGGCAACUCAAAAGGCAAGGAAGUCGCACAAGAAGCCAUCAACAGCGCAACAGCCGUCUGCACCAAACUCAUCGACUCGCGCGGUCUAAAACCCCUCUUCAGCACCUUUUCCAAAUCAGCAACAACAAAAAAAUCCCACAACGAUCCCCAACAAACCGAACACAUACUCGGUAUCUUCGCCUCCCUCCUCCGCUCGCUACCCGGUAACUCAGACACCCGUUUCCGUCUCCUCGCCAAAUUUCUCGAAAAGGAUUACGACAAGAUUCAUAAACUAGUUUCCCUGCGCAGAGACUACGUUACUCGUCUUUCCGCUUUCGAUCAGCGAUUAGCGGAGAAGCGAAGAGCAUUAGGAUUAACUAGCAAAGAGGAACUGGAGAGCUAUGAGCUGGAGAAUAUUCCGGAGAGGUUGAGUGAGGGCUUGUAUUGUCUUGAGAGGAUUGAUGCGGUGCUGGCUUGGUUGGUGGCCGAGGAUGGCGGUGCAAAGAAGGCGAUUGAGAAGGCGUUGAGUGAAAGGGAUGAAGGGUUGGGAGAUGUCAAGAGGACUUUGCAGGCGCAGCUUGAUGGUGUGUUGGCUGUUGAACCCGCUGAGAGGGAGAUGUUGGAGACGCUCGUGGGAUUUUUGUAA